Sorghum bicolor (sorghum) is the source of this 2216-nucleotide messenger RNA. RefSeq names its product phosphoribosylamine--glycine ligase. The transcript is spliced from 5 exons. NCBI's taxonomy places the organism in Eukaryota, Viridiplantae, Streptophyta, Magnoliopsida, Poales, Poaceae. Gene Ontology annotation, molecular function: metal ion binding; phosphoribosylamine-glycine ligase activity; ATP binding. The record is from RefSeq and is a predicted model, not a curated record. Gene Ontology annotation, biological process: purine nucleobase biosynthetic process. Bases 375 to 1952 code for a protein of 525 amino acids.
ACUGGGUCUCAGAAUCGCUGAGGCAGUGAAGCCGCCUUGAACUUACGCUACCACCGCCGCGCCGCCGCCUUCCACCUGCCCGACCACCCGCCGCCGGCUCUCCUGCCUCACCAAACACCGACCCCAUCGCCGUCACGGGGUCACCUGAGCUCCCUCUCGUUCCGCCUUAGUCAGGACGUUGGCCUGUUUCUUCUGUUCUUGAGGCUUACUCAACUAGGUUCUUCUACAGCGGAUCGACAUUGGUUGCUACUACAGUACAGGAGUUGUUGCUUCAGCCGUUCAGCGCAAUCAAGCUGCCGGGGCAGCUUGUUUUCCAGAAUUAUUGGCGGGAUUGAGCUGAGCUCCCGCGCCCCCGCGCUGAUCCCUCUCCUGCCAUGGCGUGCGUUGCUUACAGUAUCAGAUACCCUCUCAUGCUCGCUGCAAGGCACCGCGCUGAUGUUCUGGCCAAAAAUAGCUUGUGCAUUGGCUUGAAGUCUUCGGUGUCUUACUCCGUAGCUCAGCAGUGGAGCAGCAAUUGCUCUUCCGUUAUGAUGCGGCAUGCCACAUCCCAUCGUCACUUGAUUGUUAGGGCUUCAGCAAGGUGGCGCUCUAACUCGAAAGCUUCAGCAACCGAAGUGGGCGCUGCUUCUGAUGAGAGGAUAACUGUAUUGGUCAUUGGUGGUGGAGGCCGGGAGCAUGCUCUUUGUUAUGCCUUGAACCGUUCCCCAUCUUGCAGUGCAGUGCUAUGUGCCCCUGGUAAUGCCGGUAUUGCUCAGUCUGGGGAUGCAACUUGUAUCGCAGAUUUGGACAUCUCCAGUAGUGCUGAUGUUAUCUCGUUCUGUCGUGAGAGGGGAGUGGGAAUGGUUGUAGUGGGUCCUGAAGCCCCACUUGUUGCGGGUCUUGUGAAUGACCUUGUCAAAGUUGGGAUACCAACCUUUGGCCCUUCAUCAGAGGCUGCAGCGUUAGAAGGAUCAAAGGAUUUCAUGAAGAAGCUAUGUGACAAGUACAAUAUCCCAACAGCCAAGUAUCGCACAUUCAUGGAUGCUGUGGAAGCUAAACAAUAUGUCAAACAUGAAGGAGCCCCUAUUGUUGUUAAAGCUGAUGGACUGGCCGCUGGAAAGGGUGUGGUUGUUGCGAUGACUUUGGAUGAGGCAUUCGAAGCCAUCGACUCUAUGUUGGUUGAAGGCUCAUUUGGUUCUGCUGGUUCACGGGUUAUCAUUGAAGAAUUUCUAGAGGGUGAAGAAGCAUCUUUCUUUGCAUUAGUAGAUGGUGAAAAUGCUUUGCCUCUUGAAUCAGCACAGGAUCACAAAAGAGUUGGUGAUGGUGAUGUUGGCCCAAAUACUGGCGGUAUGGGUGCAUACUCCCCUGCACCAAUAGUGACAGAUGAGCUCAAGCGCAUAGUCAUGGAAAGCAUAAUUGUCCCUACCGUUAAAGGCAUGGCGGCUGAAGGGUGCAAGUUUGUUGGUGUAUUAUAUGCUGGACUUAUGAUCGAGAAGAAAUCUGGGUUGCCUAAGCUUAUUGAGUACAAUGUAAGAUUUGGUGACCCAGAAUGCCAGGUUUUGAUGAUGCGAUUAGAAUCUGAUUUGGCGCAAGUUCUGUUAUCCGCUUGCCGGGGAGGAUUAAGCAAUGUUUCACUAACCUGGUCACCUGAAAUGGCAAUGGUGGUUGUAAUGGCAAGCCAGGGAUACCCUGGCUCUUAUAAGAAGGGGACUGUAAUAAAAAACCUAGACAAGGCUGAGCAGGUCUCUCCAUUUGUCAAGAUAUUCCAUGCUGGGACAGCACUAGACGAAGAUGGCAAUCUUGUCGCCGUUGGAGGCCGAGUUCUUGGUGUCACUGCCAAGGGCAAGGACAUCGAAGAAGCAAGGGCAAGAGCAUAUGAUGCGGUAGAUGCUGUUGAUUGGCCAGAAGGGUUCUUCAGGCGUGACAUUGGUUGGCGAGCACUGAGGCACAAGCAAGUGGCUAACUGCCUAUGACUAUGGGGUUUUCACAGAGAACCACAACUAAGGUGAUCUUGUAGUGUUAUAAGGAAUAAAAAAGGGAAACGUGUAACCUUCACUGUUUUUGGUUGUGGAAAGACAAUGUAUUGCUGGUCAAACAGCAGCAUGUUCAAAUUUUAACACCUGCUGGUUUCAGUAUAUGUAGAUGUUUUGUGUUCACAGAGUGAAAACGUGCUGAAUUCUGACCAAUUGUGUCUUCAAUUUUCAGACAAGUGGAUCUUCUCCCAAAUAAUUGUGACA